Molecule: messenger RNA, 1819 nt
Organism: Mercenaria mercenaria
Lineage: Eukaryota; Metazoa; Mollusca; Bivalvia; Venerida; Veneridae
Exons: 6
Coding region: 210-1580 (456 amino acids)
Source: RefSeq, a predicted model, not a curated record
ACAGAUCCGCAGUGACGUAUAACGUACGAUCUCAAGUUGAAUAUACUGCUUAUUAAAAUAUUUGAAAACAAAAGAGGAAGUAAGACAGACAUUGAAUUCUUUGAAACUUUACUGACUUAUUUGAAAAUCAGGAAAUAAGAAAGUUAUUUUGAGAAAAACGAAAGAGAUUUUUCUGUGUAACCGCGAAUGAGUCCAAAACCGUAGAUGAUAUGGACAAGCGCCGAAAGAACAAAAAUUCUUCACUCAGACGACGGAAAGUAGACAAAUUUCAGAAUAAAGACCAUGUAAAUACACCAAAACAAAACAUUAAAUGCGGCACUAUUGACACCAUUACUGUUUCAGUGGAAGAAGAUCAGGAAAGUGUUGUCUUGUCUCUGAAAACAAUAGCCGAUAGAUUCACUGAUGGUUGCAUUUUAUUUGAUUAUGGAAAAUUAACUGUAUACUUAAACGUAAGAGCUGACCUUCUAGCUGAUAUAGAGAACACAAGUGUUGCUAAUCAGAUGGACUUUUCACUCCUGCAUGAUGUAUACAACAGUUACAAAACAUUCUUACUGUACAGUAAUAAAGAUGGCAAGAAAAAGAUUUUGCCGAAAAACAUGUACUUCCAAACAAUAAUUGAACGAAUUGAGAAAGGAGUCUUUGACAACGGAAAUGUUUCUUCACAUGUAUUCGUAUUGCUACGAGAAUUGACAAACUCCAAACAAGAGUGUAAGAGCAAACUGAAUGAAGACACAAACAAUGAUUCAGAGUGUUGUACAAAGAACAAAUCUGCAACACAGCUACAAGCAUACCGUCAAAAGCAAAGCCAUUAUCAUAAAGAAAUUAUCAACAAAACCACAACGGAAUUAAAUUGUCGACGAAAUGUUUCUCUGCAAAGUUCGAAGAUUUGUCUUGGCAAUGUAAAAGUGAUUAAGCCUUUGCUGAAACAUGUACCUUCGCUUCCACGGUUACCUUCACCUAUACCUCGAUUAAAGAUCUUUUCAUGUUUCCCGUUCGAAGAACAAUUACAUUAUCCGAACACAGCUUCCGAGGAACAACGUGAUGACGAACAGAUUCAUAGCGCACAAGUUGUCUCUAAUGUCAAUUCAGUUGUCCAUGGAGAACGCUUAUCCAGCCAUCAGCAAGAUGCCAGCAAUGGAUUUUAUUCUCCUGUUACCAGCCAUGCACAAUCUGAUAUACGAGGAACAGAACGUCCAGUCCAACAACGACCUCAAGUUCCACCUCGACACCCUAACUAUUCCCACUAUGCUGAGAGAUUGAUGUCAUUUACAGAAUGGAAGCACAGAAGUCCGCAACCUGAAACACUCAGCCAAGCAGGGUUCUUUUUCACAAAACAAGGUGAUUUGGUACGUUGCUUUCAAUGUGGAAUUGGAUUGAAAGACUUCUCACUAGAUGAUGAUCCUCUUUUAGAACAUGUCCGGCAUUCAAGGCAGUGUCCAUUUCUUCCAGAACUUCUUGGUGACGAUGGGCUGGCAAUGUAUCAGAACAGACUACAAGCUGUCGAUCCUGAAUACAAUCGUCAACAGCAAUGGGCCGAGACAGAGAGGUUCAGCAACACGAUCAAGCUACUGCCAUCCUGAAUAUCAAACAAUGCAAGCUCGUCUUUCAUCAUUUAUAAACUGGCCUGAAGAUUUGACACAGACACCUCAACAGUUGGCUGAAGCCGGGCUAUAUUACACUGGUUUCGAAGACCAAGUGCAAUGUUUUGCCUGUGGCGGCGGGUUACGAUGGGAACCUGAAGACGACCCUUGGACAGAACACUGCAGAUGGUUUCCCGCGUGCCCUUAUGCUUUGGAACAAAAAGAAGAACAGUUCAUAG